Nicotiana attenuata is the source of this 1655-nucleotide messenger RNA. Its product is annotated as probable inactive patatin-like protein 9. Gene Ontology annotation, biological process: lipid metabolic process. The transcript is spliced from 2 exons. Bases 345 to 1496 code for a protein of 383 amino acids. NCBI's taxonomy places the organism in Eukaryota, Viridiplantae, Streptophyta, Magnoliopsida, Solanales, Solanaceae. The record is from RefSeq and is a predicted model, not a curated record.
UCCUGUUUCCCUACUUCUACUACUACUGCACCACUUCUUUGUUUCCACUCUCAGUCACACUGCACAAAAACUGUGACUAUUUCAAGUGAAAUAACAGAGAGAUUUACAAUAAAAACAACUGGCGAUCAUAAAUGUUUCUCCAAACGAAAUCAUGAGCUUUUUCUGCUGUACAAUUUCACGGAUUCUCCAUCACUACACUGCAUAGGUACAAUCCAACUACGACUGGCAAAGUACCACUGUUCGUUGUUAUCCACACUCUUUUAUCUUGCAACAUUAAGUUUUUAGAUUUUCACUGAAUUAAUAUUGCCGUUAUUUACUUUAUCUGAAAUUGAAACCAUUAAGUGAUGGAGCUUGAUAAGGUGACAAUGGAGAUUUUCUCCAAGCUAGAGCAGAAAUGGCUGUACCAAUACGAAGGGAAGAAAACGCGUAUUCUCAGCAUUGACGGUGGUGGAACUAACGGCAUUGUUUGUGGUGCCUCUUUGAUUCAUCUCGAAGAUCAGAUCCGUGUGAAAACCGGUGAUUCUCAAGCUCGAAUUUCGGACUUCUUCGACAUUAUCGCCGGUACCGGUAUAGGUGCUAUUUUCGCUGCAAUGCUUGUCGCUGACGGAGGUGAUGGUCGUCCGUUAUUCACAGCUAAGGAUGCUGUUAAAUUCGUAACGGUAAACCAGUCGCGGCUGUUUAAGGUGAAGAACGUCGGCGUUUUCCCCCGGAAAAGGAGGUUUUCAGGGAAGAGUAUGGAUAAAGUGUUGAAGGAAGCUUUCAGAAGAGAGGACGGGAAAAUGUUGACGUUAAGGGACACGUGUAAGCCUAUACUUGUUCCUUGCUUUGACCUCAAAAGCUCAGCUCCAUUCGUUUUCUCCCGAGCUGAUGCGACGGAGUCUCAGAGCUUCGAUUUCGAGCUCUGGAAAGUUUGCCGUGCCACAUCAGCUAAUCCGUCAAUGUUUAAACCGUUUCAGUUAAAUUCCGUCGACGAGAAAACCUCUUGCUUCGCCGUAGACGGCGGUCUCGUCAUGAACAAUCCCGCCGCCGCGGCCGUCACUCAUGUUUUGCACAAUAAACGAGAUUUUCCUUCCGUGAUAAGCGUUGAUGACCUUUUGGUUCUCUCUCUAGGUAACGGUCCGUUAAGUCAUUCGUCUAACUUGAAAUUCCGUAACGACGGUUAUUUCUCUCCCUCUUCCGUCGUCGGUAUCUUUGUCGACGGCGUAUCUGAAACUGUUGACCAAAUUCUCGGCAAUGCCUUUUGCUGGAAUCCAAAUGACUACGUGAGAAUUCAGGCUAAUGGCUACACAAGUGGAGGAGUGGGACCGAGAGAGGAGGAGGUGUUAGAGGAAAGAGGAGUUGAGUCGUUGCCUUUUGGCGGUAAACGGUUAUUGACGGAGACUAACGGACAAAGAAUCGGAAGCUUCGUACAACGGCUUGUUGCAUCUGGGAAGGGUAGUUUGCCGCCAAGUCCUUGCAAAGAAACUGCCGUCAAUCCCCUUACAAACGGACGUUAAGUCAAUUUCGUUGUCUUUUUUCUUUUCCUUUUUAAUUCACUUUUGUCCGUUCUGUUAAUUAGUGCUAGACUCGAGAUUAGUUUUCUUGGUAUAACCGUUGUCGUAUUACGCCUUAAUCUUGUUGAUGCUGCCGCAUUAAAUAAUACUCCACUACCUUAA